AGCCUACCAUCCAAGUUGAACUCCAGCCCCGCAGCCCAGAGCAGGAUAUCUCCAGCCUCGAUCUCCACGAAUCUCCCCUCCUAUCGCAACAACCAGCCAACACCAUGUCCGGCAACUGGGCUCCUCUGACUCCCGAUAUGCUCGGCUCGAACAACGUGUCGAACAUCAACUUUGAUCAACUCAACCUCCAAUGCAUGAGCUGUGCCCCUGGCGCCCUCGACGACAACUUCAACCUCCCUCUGCACAUCGGCGGCAUCUUUAUCAUCUUUACCAUCAGCUGCAUCGGCCUCUACUCGACUACCUUCCUUGGCUUCCGCACCGUCUCGCCUGCUAGAGACGACGAGACUUCCAGCAGCACCCUGAAGGAGACCAGCGGCUCCGUUGGUUUCCUGCUGCACUAUAUCAAGCUCUUUGGCAUCGGUGUCAUCGCCUCGACGGCGUGGCUCCACGUCCUGACCAGCGCCUUUGGCAACUUUACCAGCCCGUGCUUGGUCGGCUUCUGGAACCUCUAUGGCGGUAGCAACUGGGUUGGUCUGUUCGGCCUUGUCGCCACCCUCCUCGUGAACGCCCUCGAGUACAUCCUCACGCAGAAGGCCACCCGCCAGUCACUCGAAAAGUCCAAGUCCCUCGACAGCCACGUUGAGCUUGCCGGUCACUUCCACGGCUUCCCCGGCAACAAGAGCAUCACCACCCUCCUGAUUGAAGCCAGCAUCUCGUUCCACUCGAUCAUCAUCGGCCUCGCCCUUGGCGUCGCCACGGACGAGUUCAACUCUCUCCUCGUCGCCAUCUGCUUCCACCAGUUCUUCGAGGGCAUGGCUCUGGGCUCGCUCAUCCGCGAUCUGCCUUACACGCCCUUGAAGAAGUUUGUCAUUGGCCUGGUGUACCCCGUGACGACCCCCAUCGGCAUGGCCAUCGGCAUCGGACUCCGCUCCGCUCUUCAGAACAAUAGCCAGGUCAGCAUUGUUGUUCAGGGUAUCUUUGACUCCCUGGCCUCGGGUGUGCUCAUCUACAACGUCUAUGCCGAGCUCUUCAGCAACGAGAUCAACCACAACCACAACUUCCGGGGACUUUCGCGCGCCCAGCAAGUUAUCUCAUUCUGCGUGCUUUACAUUGGCGCCGCUGCCAUGGCCAUUGUUGCCGUGUGGGCCUAAGCACACACAGCCCGCUCUAUCCUUUCUUGCGUUUGUAUAUCGCCUUGCGGAUCCACUGUUCAUCUGAUUGCUCACCGCGCUCUGACCACUUCCAUUUUCCUCACUACUGCCGUGCUUCAUUGUCUUCAUCCUGAGCAUUCCUUGUAUCCAUCUCUCGAUCCGCUGAGUUCCACGGGCCACAUCUCUCUCUUGGCAAGGGCAACCUGAAAAU
Molecule: messenger RNA, 1362 nt
Organism: Polychytrium aggregatum
Lineage: Eukaryota; Fungi; Chytridiomycota; Chytridiomycetes; Polychytriales
Product: Zinc/iron permease
Exons: 2
Coding region: 105-1151 (348 amino acids)
Biological process (GO): zinc ion transmembrane transport
Cellular component (GO): plasma membrane
Molecular function (GO): zinc ion transmembrane transporter activity
Source: RefSeq, a predicted model, not a curated record